Messenger RNA from Stylophora pistillata, 1567 nucleotides. RefSeq names its product vascular endothelial growth factor receptor 1. Gene Ontology annotation, biological process: protein phosphorylation. The record is from RefSeq and is a predicted model, not a curated record. Lineage: Eukaryota; Metazoa; Cnidaria; Anthozoa; Scleractinia; Pocilloporidae. Gene Ontology annotation, molecular function: ATP binding; protein tyrosine kinase activity.
AUGCUUGGAAAAGCCUCUGCUCAAGUUGUUCCAAAGACAAAUCAAACACUCACAGCGGGAGAAGUCCUCACCUUGACCUGCAAAGUCAACAGGGAAACCGUCAACAUAACAUGGAAAAAAGACGGAAAAUCAUUCAAAGAACGAGCAGCUAUAUUUACCCGAUUAAGUGAGAGAAGGAGUAAACUUGUUAUUACUGAGGUUGUAGAAGAGGAAAGUGGUGAAUAUUCUUGUGAAGCAAGAAACAAGCUCGGAAGUGUGGCUCACUCUUCUGUUAUAUUGGAUGUAAAAGGAAAAGCCUCUGCUCAAGUUUUUCCAGCGACACAUCAUUCACUCAGAGCUGGAGAAGUCCUCACAUUGACUUGCAAAGUCAACAGGGAAACCGUCAACAUAACAUGGAAAAAAGAUGGAGAAUCAUUAAAAGAACGAGCAGUUAUAGAUACCCGAUUAAAUGAGAGAAAGAGUAAACUUGUUAUUACUGAGGUUGUAGAAGAGGACAGUGGUGAAUAUUCUUGUGAAGCAAGUAACAAGCUCGGAACUGUUGCUCAGUCUUCUGUGAUAUUGGGUGUAAAAGUCUCUCCCCAGAUCAUUGCUCCUCUGACAGACCAAUCUGUUACCGAAGGAUAUCCUGUCAACUUUAGUUGCGUAGCCUCAGGUGUUCCAAUACCAACAAUUGUCUGGGAUUUUAACAAUGGUGACCUGCCAUCUGGUGUCAAUCAGACUGAUCAGGAAGGAGAGUCAGUCCUGGAAUUGCCACGUGUCACAAAAGAGAUGGAAGGGACUUACAAUUGUAAAGCUAAAAACAAAGAAAAUACAGCUAGUUCCUCUGCAGCGCUGCGUGUUUAUGAAAAAGCCUCUGCUCAAGUUAUUCCAGAAACAGAUUUAACACUCACAACGGGAGAAGUCCUCACAUUGACCUGCUUGGUCAACGAGGAAACCGUCAAGAUAACUUGGAAAAAAGAUGGAGAAUCAUUAAAAGAACGAGCAGUUGUAGAUACCCGAUCAAAUAAGACAAAGAGGAAACUUGUUAUUACUGAGGUUGUGGAAGAGGACAGUGGUGAAUAUUCUUGUGAAGCAAGUAACAAGCUCGGAACUGUGGCUCACUCCUCUGUGAUAUUGGAUGUAAAAGAAGCCCCUUCCAGCAGCUCACUGGAGUGGUACUACAUUGGUGGACCUGUGGCUGCUGUCAUUUUCCUCCUGGCUCUCACUGCAUAUAUUAAAAAUCGCCGUGCGACAGCCUUGCAAGAGGUGCCCACCAGGUUGAGUGAAGAGCAUGAUGAAGUUGAGAUGGAUCAGCUGAAGGGAAACACUGAUGGAUGGGAGAUUGCAGUUGACCGACUGAACUUUCGCGAGCCUAUUGGCAGAGGGGCAUUUGGCUCAGUAUGGCGAGCGCUACUGGGCCGGUCCCGUGGCAGACCUGGAAAUCGUACAGUUGCCGCCAAGUGCUACCUACCAAUCUCUGGAGAGCAAGGAAGGAGAGCCCUGCUGAGAGAGAUCGAGUUAUUAAAACUCUUUGGAAGGAUGGGCCAUGAGAAUGUUGUUAAGUUCAUUGGCUGUGUUACAGUUGGAG